AGCUCAACAUGAUGUGAUUUCGUCGUCCUGCUGUCUCUACGAAUAUAAAUACGAAUGCUUCUCCCGCUCUGACAGACUAUCCCACAGCUCAAUUCAGCUCGCCUGAGUACUACUGCCUCAUCUCCAGCUUCCCAUUUUCAACUUCAACCAAGCUCACUAUUAUCUUCCCCAUUUCCACUAUGUCGACAUCCAACCUCCAGCCCAUCCAGGUCUGGGGCCUCGGCGGUCCUAACCCACCCCGCGUCGCUAUAAUCCUCGAGCAACUGAAGCUCCCUUACACAAUCACCGCCCUCCCCCUCUCCGAGGUCAAGAAGCCAGAGUACCUCGCCAUCAACCCUAACGGCCGCAUCCCCGCCAUCCGCGACCCCAACAACGGCAACCUCACGCUCUGGGAGUCGGGCGCGAUUCUCGAAUACCUCAUUGAGCGCUACGACACCGACCGUCGCCUGAGUUUCGAGCCAGGCACGCCAGAGUCGUUCUACGCGAAGCAGUGGCUGUUCUUCCAAGCCUCUGGGCAGGGACCGUAUUACGGGCAGCUGGGGUGGUUCAAGUUGUAUCAUCACGAGAAGGUGCCGAGCGCAAUAGCGAGGUAUUUGGCGGAGGUGAACAGGGUGACGGGAGUGUUGGAUGGCUGGCUCGCGAAGCAGGAUACGGGUGCUGGGGGCCCGUGGCUCGUAGGCGGGAAGUUGAGCUACGCAGACCUUGCCUUCGUGAGCUGGCAGGGGGUUAUUGCGCAUGUGACCAACAAGGAGGAGUAUGACCUUGAUCAGUACCCGCACGCGAAGGCGUGGCUGGAGAAGAUGAACAAGCUGGAGUCAGUCUCGAAGGUGUUGAAGAGGAGUUUUGAGGGUACCAUGAAGGAGAAGGUGGUGCAGGCGGGUAAGUCAUGAAGAAUAGUGAGAAUGGUAGCUGCUAACAUAUAACAGCGAUAGCAGCGGCAGCUAAGAAGUCAGACGCCUGAGUGACCAAUGGCUUCAUUUACCAAGUACCGCGGCGUGCUUGAUGAUCUUUUGAGGUCUUCCGAAGGCUGAAA
Mytilinidion resinicola is the source of this 1033-nucleotide messenger RNA. Its product is annotated as glutathione S-transferase. The record is from RefSeq and is a predicted model, not a curated record. Bases 180 to 890 code for a protein of 236 amino acids. NCBI's taxonomy places the organism in Eukaryota, Fungi, Ascomycota, Dothideomycetes, Mytilinidiales, Mytilinidiaceae. The transcript has a single exon.